Molecule: messenger RNA, 1326 nt
Organism: Penicillium cinerascens
Lineage: Eukaryota; Fungi; Ascomycota; Eurotiomycetes; Eurotiales; Aspergillaceae
Product: NAD(P)/FAD-dependent oxidoreductase
Exons: 1
Coding region: 1-1326 (441 amino acids)
Cellular component (GO): mitochondrion
Molecular function (GO): FAD binding; sulfide:quinone oxidoreductase activity
Source: RefSeq, a predicted model, not a curated record
AUGUUCAGUCGAAACGCGACAAAGGCUGCCCGCGCGGCGCCAAGCAUCCGUCAAUUCGCGAGAGAGGCACCCGUUGCUUCUGCGCGCAAUCACAAAGUCGUCGUGGUCGGCGGCGGCUCUGCCGGCCUGGCGAUCAGCCACCAGCUGCUUCACUCGGGCAAGUUCUCGCAGGACGACAUUGCGGUUGUCGACCCUGCCGAGUUCCACCACUACCAACCGGGCUGGACCCUGGUGGGCGGCGGUCUCAAGACCAAAGAGGAGCUGCGUCGCCCUAUGAAAAGCUUGAUUGAUCCCAAGCUCAAGUAUUAUAAUGACAGCGUGGCGACUUUCGCACCCGAGAAGAACAGCGUCAAGCUGGGCAAUGGCGACAGCGUCAGCUACGAGCAGCUGAUCGUUGCCCCGGGUCUUACCCUCAAUUGGGGCAACAUCAAGGGUCUGCAAGAGGCUCUGGCUGAUAAGAGCUCGCCCGUCUCUUCCAUCUACGGCUACGACACUGUCAGCAAAGUUUUCGGCACCAUUCAGAAGCUGGAGAAGGGCAACGCCUACUUCACCCAUCCCGCGGGCGUUGUCAAGUGCGCCGGCGCGCCGCAGAAGAUCAUGUGGCUGGCUUUGGACCACUGGAAGCGCGCUGGUCGAUAUGACCCUUCCAAUCCAGCCAGCUCGGACAUCAAGAUCAACUUCGCGACUGGCAUGCCGGUCAUGUUCGGUGUGCCAAAGUACAACAACGCUCUGACGGCCAUGCAGCAGGAGCGCGGCGUGAACGCCCUCUUCCAGCACGACUUGGUCUCCAUCGACGGCAACAAGGCGACCUUCGCUCUCCCCGAGGGCAAGUCUGCGACUAAGCAGUUCGAUCUUCUGCACGUGGUGCCGAAGAUGGGAGCCCCCGCGUUCGUCAAGAACAGCCCGCUCGCCAACGAGGCAGGUUUCGUCGACGUCGACGACGGAACCACCCAGCACAAGAAAUUCUCCAACGUCUGGUCAGCCGGUGAUGCGUCCAGCCUGCCCACCUCCAAGACCGCCGCAGCCGUGACCGCACAGGCGCCCGUGCUCGUCCACAACAUUUUGCAGACGAUGGAGGGCAAGAAGCCCGAUGCCGUUUAUGACGGAUACACCUCCUGCCCGCUGCUGACCGAGUACGGCAAGGUGCUCCUGGCGGAGUUCAAGUACGGCGGCGUGCCCAAGGAGACAUUUGGCAACUGGUUCGGCAUCAACCAGGCCACGCCACGUCGCGCCUUCUACUACCUGAAGAAGGACUUCUUCCCCUGGGUGUACUACAAAUCCAUGGUGAAGGGCGAAUGGGCUGGACCUAAGGGCUGGAAGAGUUAG